CUAUACUUGUCAUCAGAAACUGAUAGUCAUUCGCUCAAAUGGCACAAAACAGCUCGGAUUAUAACAUAAAGCAAGCAACCAAAGGAUUUUUUCUUUUCAUGAUAAGGUACAAAUUUUCUUUUUUGCUUUUAAUACAACAAAAAAAAGUAAACUAAAGCGAUUUUGUGUGAUACCUAACAUCAUUUUAAAAUUGUUUUUGUUUUACUAGAUAUAGAGCCUUUUUUCUCCUUCUCUUUAUUUCAUUUUACGUAUCGUAGACAGAGAGAAAUGAGUUUGAUUUUUUGUCUAUUCUCUCUCUUUACACCUAUUAUUAUACAAGCACUUGAUAUCCCAAUAAUAGACAGCACUCUGCGCUUAGGUUUUGUUGGAAACUAUGCAGGUGUAUCCAAUAUUGACAGCCAACAGCAAUUUGAGUCACUUUCUGGCUUCUCUUCAACACUUGUAAAACAACAAGGAAAAGCUGGAUCAUUUGAUAAAGUGGGCACUUUUGAAGGUGGAAACAUCACAUGCUCUUGUAGUUUUCAAAAUGGUGACAUAUAUUUUGGGGGCUUCUUUGCAACUGUCAACCAGCAGCUGACAGUAAAUCAUAUUACAAAAUACAGUACACAAAACAACCAAUUCCAAGCACUCGGUCAAGGCUUAGAUGGCCCUGUGUAUACGUUAUAUUGUGACCAAGUUGAGCAGAUUCUGUAUGUAGGUGGCAACUUUUCUGUGCUCAACAACAGUGACACAUUUGGAAACGCUGUGCAAUGGAGUUUGUCAAACAACAGUUGGGUCCCUUUACCUUGGAAAGGAUUUAAUGGUCCUGUAUAUACUAUCACUAGAAACAUUAAACAAAACACACUGUUAUUUGGAGGUAGAUUCGAUGCCACAGGCGACAACCAAUUCUUUAAUUCCAACACAAGUCAAGUUGUAGCAAUGAGCUCACCUCUUGCUACCGUCUCUUCUGGUAAUGGAGAGUUCAACAGCAACGCAAGUAGUAUUGUAUGUCCCUCAAAGUCAUCGCCAACAGACAAUGUUGAACAGGCAUGGUACUUGCAGGAAGGCGUGCCUGGUUAUUGGGAUGCAAAUUUUAACAACCCUAUUCAACCCACUGUAUUCAGAUUAUCAAACACGCACACAGAUAGAGGGACUCUUUUAUUUUAUGUUCUUGCAUUAGGUUCAAACGAAGUUUAUCAAUUGUCGUACACAGAUCCCGUCACACAAGCAACAACGUUUUGCGCUUCAGACUGUCUCUUGUCAAAUGACACAUAUCAGGAUUUCACUGUAGUCAACAGCAUAUCUACCUCGGGUAUCCGGAUCUAUAUCAAGAGUUGGUAUGGAUCAGGUGGAGGACUGGGAUAUGUUCAGAUCUUUGAAUCAGAUGUUUCCAUCAAUCCAAGUUUGAAUAAUGCUUCUUUAUGCAGUAGCUCUUCUAUAUCUCCUUACUUUACAAAGACAGUUAUAAAUGGUGAUUGGAAGGAAGUCUAUGUCUAUGGGUAUUAUCGAAAUGUUUUGGAAGCCACAGUCCCCUAUGCAAGUCUAGCAGCAUCCAAUCUUUCGAUUGUUUAUCAGCCAAACAUACCUACACAAGGGCUAUAUGAAGUGUAUGCAACAACGCCAGGAUGUGUUGGAAGCUCCAACUGUUAUGAACGAACACAAGUAGAUUAUCAGCUUGAAUUUCAACCUAACGUGGUUACAACCCUCAGAGUAAAUCAAAAAGUAUAUUCAGAUACACGUAUACUUAUUUACAGUGGAAUCAUUUCGCCUGUCUCUGCCAGUUUUCGACCAUCACUUACACUAGCGCCUGCAUCUAAUGUUUCAGCGCCUUCUCAAGGAGAUUUUGUCAGCAUUAUGGCAGAUACAUUGGAGUUUAUUCGUAAUUCAUCAGGAGUCCCACUGGUCAGUAUUCUCGAAUACAAUCUUACUAGCUUGAAUACAAAUUCAUCUUGGAAGCCUUUGAAUCAACAAUUACCAACGGGAGCAACGGUAUAUAGUCUUGAUGCAUCUUCCGGUGACGUACUUUACAUAGGGGGUAGUUUUCUUUCAGUCAGUGCCAACAAUUCUGGAUAUCAGAACGUAGUCUCCUACGAUUACUUGUCUGGAAAGUUAGUUCCCAUAUCCGAUCAAGUGUCAAGUGGUGUCAACGGAAAAGUAUCAAAGUUAAUACUACAUAACUCAGACUUGUAUGUAGCUGGUGAAUUCAACUCGACUGUCUCUUUGACUCCACUGAGUGCUGGAAAUAUUGCAAAAUUUGACACAUUGCUAAAGAACUGGAGUAGUCUUGAACAUGGUGUAGAUGGACCUGUCAAUCAUCUCCUUAUAGCACCGGAUAACAGCACAUUAUCUGUAUCUGGUCUCUUUCAGCACUAUAUCGGUCAAAAUAACGAAAAAAUAUCUCUGAGAAAUGCAAAAUGGAAUAUAGAGCAAAUGGCUUGGAUAGAGCCAAGUUCUCUAAUUGUUGGUGAGGUGGUAACAGAUGUAUCUACUGGAAACCAAGAUAGAUGGAUUGCAGGUGGUAUAUUGGGCGCACAAACCUAUCGUACUGAUCUUGUCACGUCAACAAGCUUCAACGCUUCACGUAAUAUAUUUUCUAAAAACAUAAUUACCACUGCAGGUGUGGUGUGGUCCAAGAAUGAUUCAAGUUCAACUAUUAUCGCCUACUACACGUAUAGUUUAAAAACAGAAGAAAACAACAAUGUCACAACUUUUAUUGUCUAUAGCAAUAGCAAGAACGCUUGGACAAACAUUAGCUAUGUACAAGGAAAAGUAAAUUCGUUGACUGUUUUUCAAGACAAAUUGUAUGUUGGAGGUCAAUUCAGUGCGGAUCCACAAAGAAAUAUAUCAGCAAGUUUUGCUAUUUAUGAUUUGGCAAACAACUCGGCUUCCAUACAAGUUGCUAGCAUUUUAGAUGAGACAAAUCAACCAGGCAUUGUUCAUACUAUUAAAGUCCAUCCUGACGGGAAACGUAUCUUGGUUGGUGGGCAGUUUAGCAAAGCUGGAUCAUUAGAUUGUAACUCUGUUUGUGCGAUUAGUCUUUCAAACAGACAAUGGAAUGAUAUUUAUCCUGGAUUAUCUGGCACUGUUUAUGAUAUCAUCACCACACAAAAUAAUCAAAAAGUUUUUGCUAUAGGCAAUUUAACAGUACAGGGCAGGUCUACACAACCCAUUGCAAGUGCUAGCGAUCAGAGCAAUAUAUGGACUAUUGAACCUUAUACAUCUCAAUUACAAAGUACAGCGAAUUCAGCUAUUCUGCAGACGGAUAAACAGUUUAUUAUUUCUGGAACAAACUCAACCGGGAAUUAUAUUGGGAUGUUAACUGGAGACAUGUUUGAACCACUUAAUUUUAACUUGGAUAUAAAAAGCCAGAUUAAUCAGCUUUUAUCUGUACCUAUCUCUAGCUUCUCAUUACAGAAGCGCUUCCCGGAUGGUACUCAAAAUAUGCUUUUGGCAGUGGGACAGCUAUACUUGACUGACUUUGGUAAUGCAAGUGCAGCUCUCUUUGAUGGCAACACAUGGUAUCCUUAUCUACUCACAACACAAAUCGUUGGUUAUCCAGGGAUUAUCAAUCAAAUCAUCCACACUGUUGACCCUAAUUUACAACCACAAAGUUCUUCCCCUCAUCACUUAUCAAUUGCAGCUGUGAUAUUAAUUUCAAUGGGUAUUUCAACGGGUGUCUUAUUCUCAUUGACUGGACUCGGAGUAUUAUUCUUACUCAAAAACCACUCAAGUACUGUAGGCCCAGAAGAGAUGCCGCCCUGGAGACCAAGUCCUGAUUUCAUGGACACACUCGGUCUGUUAGGGGCAGGACCUUCUAAUGCAGCAAAAUGAGCUCAGAAAUAGUUACAGUCUAAUCAUAUCAUGUAUUUUUACCUCACCAAAUCACUAUAUAUACCAUACACAUACGUAUAUAUAUAUAUAUAUAUAAUUGCAAUAAAACAAAGCUCUAUUAUC
Molecule: messenger RNA, 3933 nt
Organism: Gilbertella persicaria
Lineage: Eukaryota; Fungi; Mucoromycota; Mucoromycetes; Mucorales; Choanephoraceae
Product: cortical protein marker for cell polarity-domain-containing protein
Exons: 11
Coding region: 268-3810 (1180 amino acids)
Biological process (GO): positive regulation of establishment of bipolar cell polarity regulating cell shape
Cellular component (GO): plasma membrane of growing cell tip
Source: RefSeq, a predicted model, not a curated record